Molecule: messenger RNA, 1785 nt
Organism: Aplysia californica (California sea hare)
Lineage: Eukaryota; Metazoa; Mollusca; Gastropoda; Aplysiida; Aplysiidae
Product: probable 4-coumarate--CoA ligase 5
Molecular function (GO): CoA-ligase activity
Source: RefSeq, a predicted model, not a curated record
UUAACAGUGACUGGACGCGAAUAAUAGUCAGCAGACCCAACAAAAAUAGCAGUCGUGCUUCGGUCGUUUUCAGUCGUUCGUCAGUUUUGGCUCGCUUGUUAGAUGAACAGUCCGUACAAAAAAAUCGCUAUGUUGCGUCGGUGUUUCUCGAGAACAUUACUUGUACGGUCAUCUUCAUUUUCGUGUUUGGAAGCAGCCCGUUUCUCCACUCGACCCCUCGCGGUUUUCAUUCAGAAGAAUGUGGUGAGGUUCCAAUUUCCACCGCUCAGUAGCCACUUGACUGUGAGUGUGGUGAGCGCGAGGCGAAAUUUCUCUUCCAACCCUCUGAUCUCGGAAAACAUUGUCAGAUCCCCUCUUCCAGAUCUUGUGGUUUCAGCCGAUGCACCCUUCCACGAAUUUUAUUACCAAAGAUGUGACGAAUUCGGAGAUCGUAUCGCAUUUGAAGAAUUUCACACAAGAAGGAGUAUCACCUACAAUGCUCUCAAGCAGAGAUCAGAGAGUGUGGCCAAUUCCCUCCACGGGCUAGGCUUCAGGAGGAAUGACGUAGCCCUGGUGUUUGCAACCAACAACCUUGAUCUCGCUGUGCUUGCUUUGGCCUGCUCCCGCCUUGGGGUUACUUUCUCUCCAAUUAACAGUGCAUCAACGAGUGGUGAUAUUUGUCGGUAUUGUAGCAAUACUCAACCCAGGGCUGUUUUUUGCACUGAAGACUUGGUGUCGAUCGUGAAGGCUAUUGAAGGUGACCCCAGCUUGUCACACAAACCAGAGCACCUGAUUGUCUUUGGUGAACAUCCGGAUUUUGUGUCUUUCGAAUCUCUCACACAAGACGAUGGACCGACCUUGGCUGACACCUCUGUAGACGCACAGAAAGAUAUCCUUUUUUUGCCUUACUCCAGUGGGACCAGUGGCUUCCCAAAGGGUGUCAUGCAUUCUCACGUAACUGCAGCCAGCAGUGUCCUGCAGUUUCAAUCACCAUGGCACCUCUAGUUCCACCCCUUGUAUUGUUCUUGGCAAAGCAUCCUGCAGCAGCUGGCUAUGACCUUUCAUCGGUCAAACGCAUUAUGUCUGGUGCUGCCCCACUUGGACAUGAGUUAAUACAAACGUUUUCCAGCAAAUAUCCUCACAUUACAUUCAUACAAGGUUAUGGAAUGACUGAAGUGGUUGCAGCCUCCAUCACCCAGAAUGCUAUAGAUGAUUCCGUUGGAUGUCCAGUUCCCAGUGCAAUAAUCAAAGUAUCUGACCCAGGGACGAAUGAAGCCCAGGGAGCCAAUCAGGAGGGAGAGGUUUGUGUGAAGGGGCCACAGGUCAUGCUGGGCUAUCACAACAAUCCAAAGGCUACAGAAGAGGCAAUGGACGCUGAGGGCUGGAUGCAUACCGGUGGCACCAGCUGUUCUGGAAGACCUCUUGGUUAGUCACCCUCUUGUGGCUGAUGCAGCAGUGAUUGGCAUACCUGAUGAGCGAGCAGGGGAGGUACCAAUGGCAUUUGUGGUCAAAAAGGAAGGAGUGGACCUCUCUGAACAGCAGAUUGAAGACUAUGUGAAAGAACAUGCGUCUAAGGAAAAAUGGCUGCGCGGAGGAGUUGUCUUUGUUGAUCAGAUUCCGAAAAGUGCCAGUGGGAAAAUUCUCAAACGCGUUCUCAAAGAGUCUCUGGGCUGAACAUUCUGAAGACAACAUGGACACCAUCAUUGUACUGAGAAGCAGGGGUUUCCAGGAUUAGUAGUUAUUUUCCAAGCAUCUAACAAGUUGAAAUAUGCUCAAGAAGAUUAUACGGCACCCCCUCCUCCACCC